AUGGGUGUCCUCGACGUCGUACCUGCAGGUGUUUUGACUGGCGACAAUGUUCGCAAACUCUUCGAUUAUGCCAAAGAACACAAGAAUGUCACCUCCACAUCGGUAGCCAAUGCAGUUCUCGAAGCCGCUCGUGACAUCAAAUCUCCCAUCAUCAUCCAAGUCUCCCAGGGCGGUGCUGCCUACUUUGCAGGCAAGGGCCUUGCCAAUGACAAGCAGCAGGCGUCGAUUUUGGGCGCUAUCAGCGCUGCUCACCAUGUCCGCCUGAUGGCGAAGGCUUACGGCGUUCCCGUCGUCAUGCACAGCGACCACUGCGCGGAGAAGCUCCUCCCCUGGUUCGAUGGAAUGCUUGAGGCUGAUGAAGCUUACUUCAAGGAGCACCAGGAACCUUUGUUCUCGUCCCACAUGCUCGAUCUCUCCGAAGAACCCAAAGAGCAAAACAUCGCCACCUGUGUCAAAUACUUCAAGCGGAUGGCUCCCCUCGGGCUCUGGCUCGAGAUGGAAAUCGGUAUUACAGGUGGAGAGGAAGACGGUGUUGACAACACUGGCGUCGAUAACGCAAGCCUGUACACACAACCCAAUGACAUCUACGAUGUCUACAAGGCUUUGAGCGCCAUCGGACCUAACUUCAGCAUCGCCGCCGCCUUCGGCAACGUCCACGGUGUUUACAAGCCAGGAAAUGUCAAGCUUCAACCCGAGAUUUUGGGCAACCAUCAGGCAUAUACCGCUGAGCAGAUAGGCAAGAAGGAUACCAAGCCACUCUAUCUCGUCUUCCACGGUGGUUCUGGUUCAACAAAGGAGGAAAUUUCCACCGCUGUUGGACAUGGUGUUGUCAAGAUGAAUGUCGACACCGAUACCCAAUUUGCGUAUCUCGUCGGUAUCCGGGACUUCAUUUUCAAAAAGAAGGAUUAUCUCCAAACUCAGGUCGGUAACCCUGAGGGUGCUGACAAGCCCAACAAGAAAGUUUACGACCCUCGAGUGUGGGUGCGUGAGGGUGAGAAGACUCUGUCUGAGCGUGUCAAGGAGGCGUGCAAGGAUCUUGGAAAUGUUGGGCGUCUGUGA
This is a messenger RNA of Psilocybe cubensis, 1059 nucleotides long. RefSeq lists its product as uncharacterized. The coding region runs from base 1 to 1059 and encodes 352 amino acids. The record is from RefSeq and is a predicted model, not a curated record. Lineage: Eukaryota; Fungi; Basidiomycota; Agaricomycetes; Agaricales; Agrocybaceae. Gene Ontology annotation, cellular component: cytosol. Gene Ontology annotation, molecular function: zinc ion binding; fructose-bisphosphate aldolase activity. The transcript is spliced from 5 exons. Gene Ontology annotation, biological process: glycolytic process; gluconeogenesis.